Paramacrobiotus metropolitanus is the source of this 1492-nucleotide messenger RNA. RefSeq names its product serine/threonine-protein phosphatase PGAM5, mitochondrial-like. The transcript is spliced from 6 exons. Lineage: Eukaryota; Metazoa; Tardigrada; Eutardigrada; Parachela; Macrobiotidae. Gene Ontology annotation, cellular component: mitochondrion. The coding region runs from base 214 to 1125 and encodes 303 amino acids. The record is from RefSeq and is a predicted model, not a curated record. Gene Ontology annotation, biological process: positive regulation of mitochondrial fission.
CGAGCAUGUGGUUUGUAACAGUUUCGUCAUCUCCAAGCAUGUGGGUUUCAGUAUCAAGUUGAUAGUAGAUACCAAUCGCAACUUCCGAAGAUUUCCUCCUUGAUAAAACUGAUUCUGGUUGGAUUCCAGUUGUUUUUUCCCACGUACUAUCUUCCUUGUCAUUGGAGAAUGUUGUGUCGAUGAUCCGUACGGUGUGUGCUCAUCCUGCGUGAUAUGCCUGUGGGAGCGGGAAAGAAGGCGCUAUUGGCGUCGUUGGGUCUGCUGGCCAGUACAGGCACCGCGGCAGCCAUCGCCAGUAUUUGGAAGAAUGACGACGUGGUGGCACAGUGCGCGCAACCCGUGGAAGUGGCCAAUGCCUCCACAAAUUUCGUCCAUCUGUAUCCUGGUCCGCCACCCGGAGCGAUCCCCUGUGAUGGGCCUGGGCCCAGUUCCUGUGGCCGAUGGGAUCAGAACUGGGACAGACGUGAGCCAGCCAAUCUGAUACGGCCAAAAGCCAAGCCUGAUGCUCGGGAACCGGACUUAGCGGCGGCGACACCUAAAGCUACGCGGAAUUUAUUUUUCAUCCGACAUGGACAUUAUGUUGUGGAUGGGAUCUCAGAUGAAUGUCGUAUGCUCACAGAACUAGGCCGCGCACAAGCGCAGAACACGGGAAAACGUCUGCGUGACUUAAACUUUCCCUGGACAAAACUGAUCCACUCGAGCAUGUGCCGUGCUCGGGAAACUGCUCAAAUUAUUGCCUCAUCCUUGCCAGGAGUUGAGCUAGAGAGCACUGAUCUGAUCCGUGAGGGCGCUCCUAUUCCUCCCGAACCACCGGUGGCCAGCUGGCGACCGGGUGCUCAGCAGUACUUUGAGGACGGGGCGCGGAUAGAGGCGGCCUUCCGGCGUUUCAUUCAUCGCGCUGAUCCUGAUCAGGAGAAGGACAGUUAUGAGAUCAUCGUAUGCCAUGCCAACGUCAUUCGCUAUUUUGUCUGCAGAGCUCUGCAGUUACCUCCAGAAGCGUGGUUACGGAUGUCCCUACACCACUCCAGUAUAACGUGGCUGACCAUACGCCCUAAUGGACGGGUGAGCCUACGCACAUUCGGUGAUUCGGGACAUAUCCCACCCAACCAGCUGACGACUUCAUGAUAUGGGCGACUUGUUUACCCCUGGUGCAAACUGCCGAGUUUUACGCUAUUUGGACCUAAUAAUGCAUAUUUGUUAAGUUCUUAAUUACCUUAAGUGCCAUCGAGGAUUCUUUUUUGAUUUUAUGCGUGAUAAUAUUCAUGAUUUAAUCUGGGUGUUUUUCCUGGCUGAUGGGAUGUUUCUUCCAUCUGGGUUGGUAUUCUGAUCGGUUUUACUGUACUAAAUUUUUUUGCAAUCAGGAGCAGAAUGGAUAACGUUUGAGAAAUAAUAUUUUAUCAAUUUUAACCACCGGAUUUUGCAGAGAACCAACGUAAUCCAACAAAACAAAAAACUGCUUUUAAUACAAUUAAAAAAUGAUUAGAAAAACGAA